AUGCACAAUCUACAGCAGAAGAAUAGAUUCGAGGUAUCGGUCGGUAUUGCGGAGUAUUUAGACGCUCAGUUAAAAGCAAAACCGUUCACACUACACUGCUCAUUGCUCCUAUUAGUACUUGCUUACGCUUUUGCGGGUGGUUUCAUUUUUAAUCGUUUGGAAGCUGAAGCUUUUCAACGUCACCAGGAAGAAACACGUCAAGAAAAGAUUCGCUGUGUUCUUAAGGCUGAGCUUAUUAAGGAUGUAGCGGCUAUAUUUAGGAAUAAAAAACUGCAAGCGAAAGACAUAAUUCUCGUUGCAGAAGUGAUCGGCAAACGUAUUGAGUUGUCGCGUAAGUUCGUACCGUUAUUCUCAACGUCAAAAAAUUCUAAGAAACCGAAAGUUUUGACAACGCAAUAUGUUAUUUGGAAGUGGGAGCUACCUUUUAAAAGCACUCGGCUUGUCCAGCAUUUUCGGCUUUUUCAAAUGAAAAGUGAUUAA
Molecule: messenger RNA, 480 nt
Organism: Strongylus vulgaris
Lineage: Eukaryota; Metazoa; Nematoda; Chromadorea; Rhabditida; Strongylidae
Source: the annotation of a GenBank genome assembly